Hylaeus anthracinus is the source of this 6078-nucleotide messenger RNA. Its product is annotated as E3 ubiquitin-protein ligase MIB1-like. The record is from RefSeq and is a predicted model, not a curated record. Gene Ontology annotation, biological process: protein ubiquitination. Gene Ontology annotation, molecular function: ubiquitin-protein transferase activity. The coding region runs from base 1 to 993 and encodes 330 amino acids. Lineage: Eukaryota; Metazoa; Arthropoda; Insecta; Hymenoptera; Colletidae. Gene Ontology annotation, cellular component: cytoplasm. The transcript is spliced from 5 exons.
AUGCAGCUGCUAGUACGCGAGGGCGCCAACUUGAACGUGGCAGACAAGGACGGCGACACGCCUCUUCACGAAGCUUUGAGAUAUCACACGUUGUCGCAGCUGCGACAACUGCAAGACGUCCAGGACGUCGGUCGCCUCCUGAUGGGUCUGGGCGCCCAGGGCCAGGACAAGAAGAGCAGCUCGUUCAUUGCCUGCUUCCUCGCUGCCCACGGAGCCGACCUGGAAUUGAAGAACAAGAAGGGACAGACUCCUCUUGACCUAUGUCCGGAUCCGAAUCUCUGCAAAACGUUAACCACUUGCCAUAAGGACAGAGAAUCACACAAUAUUGAAGCGACAGUCCCAUCAGCGACGAUCGACGAGUGUUUGGUCUGCUCGGAUGGAAAACGUGAAAUGCUUUUCAACCCCUGCGGACAUGUCGCUUGUUGCAACACUUGCGCACCAAGGGUAAAAAAAUGCUUGAUCUGCCGAGAGAACGUUCUAUCGAGAGUGAAGAUCGAGGAGUGCGUAGUCUGUUCCGAUCGCAAAGCUGGCGUGUUAUUUCGUCCAUGUGGUCACAUAUGUGCUUGCGAAGGUUGCGCUACCCUUAUGAAGAAAUGCGUCCAAUGCAGAGCUCAGAUUCAACACAUGAUACCCCUAUCCGUCUGUUGCGGUGGUCCAGGAGACGUCACUUACGUUAAGGGAUGCAAUACUUCAGGUAACAUCUCAGACGUAAAAAGCGAUCCAGAAGAAGAACCGACGACAAGCAAGCAAGCUACCGCUACUGGGGAGCCUCUUAUGAACAAUGGAAGCAUAGAUAAAACGCUCAGCGAUAUAGAGAAACUCGAACAGCAACUUCAAGACAUCAAAGAACAGACCAUGUGCCCAGUUUGUUUGGAUCGUUUGAAAAACAUGAUAUUCCUAUGCGGCCACGGAACCUGCCAAAUGUGUGGAGACCGGAUGUCAGAGUGCCCGAUAUGCCGGAAGGCCGUUGACAGACGAAUUUUGCUCUACUAAGCACAAAAAACCCAUUGUUUUUAUGUUGCUGGAAUUUUACAUACGGACAAAUCUAAGAGGAUAUUUAAAUAUUGUCUCCAUUCGGCGAUAUAAAUCUGACAUCUCGUAAAAUUAAUGGAUUAAUUAAAUAUUGUCUUGGGUGCUCUUUACUUUGGGGCACUAAAAAUUAUGAAUUUUUUUUGUACCAUUUAGUAAUUUUUGAUGGCCAGAUUACGAAAAUGUAAGUUGAAAUGUUAGGAAUCCAACAGUUAAAAAGAUACGCGUGUGUAAAGUUGAGCAUUUUUGACGUGUUUAGUUGGUUAAUCCGACGCCAUAAUGGCUUUGACCGUGGGUUUGGUGGGUAAUUAGGUCGGUAAUGCCAUUCAAUUGUAAACAUGGUACAAAAAAAAGUUCAUAAUUUUUGGUGCCCAAAAUAAAGUUUAACCAUUGUCUUGAUUCGGAGAUUUGAUAUUUCGUAAAAUUAAAAAAUCUACAAAUCAUUAGUAGACUGCGGAUGUUGAUGCAAAUUCAUAUUUGAGACAAAUUUGGAACAGAAAUUGAAACUUAAAUGAAAGUAUGUCUUCUCUUCUGAACAGUAUAACAUAUACAUCAUUGUUGAUAUAUUAUAUAUUUUUCCAUUUGUACACAUUCUCAUAAAUUUACCCAUAUUCUCAUUUGUCAUAAAUGCAUAAACAUUCGCAAUUUAAUUAUUACGAACUUUCUCAUCAAACACUAUUGUACUAAUGUUAUACAUAAGUAUUCUCGAAAUUAACAAUCAGUAAUGAAAACAAUAUGGAUCUUUUUUUUUUAAUUCUAUUAUUUAAAGUCGCAGGCCUCCAGGCAUUAGCGACCACAUUUUUGUUAUCAGAUAAUUUACUAUAACAAUAAUGAUUAUUUCAUAUGUAUGUGUCGAAAAAAGACUAUACACAAUAUUCAAAUGUUCUUUUUGAAUAGAAAUAAGACGACGAAGAGAAAUUUCAGUUGUCCGCAAAUCUCGCAACUUCGGCUGUUAAUUAUGCGUCGUAAUAAUCAAUUCGAUUAAGUGCCGAGAUAAUCAAUCGCUAAUCGAGCGAAGCACGAAACGGAAGUAAUAACGUAGCGAAGUAUACAAGAAAUUUGCCACUGUCAGAUAGGUAUUAAUGUUUCGUUUCUUUUAUUUCUCAUUUAAUUUUACCUAACACAUAUAAUCAGUGAUAAAUAAACAAUUGUCUUCUAGUAAUUAGCAUUAAUCAAUAACAAACGUUUAAGACAUUUCCAUGUAUUCACUAACGGUUAUGAUUAUCGUAGUACAUAAUUUGUACACAAAAUUGUCAUUUAAGUAUAUUCGAUACAAAUUUAAACAAUGUUAUAGAUACAUUGUACAUUAUCCUACAAAGUUCAGCCAGCAAACUUAUCGUGAAGUUUUUGCUUUCCUUAAUCAGAUAUAACAAUCAUCAGGACGAAGUAAUUUUUAUUUUGCAAGGUAACAUCAGAUUAUACAUAACUGAAAUAUGAAACUCCACCAUGACAAUUGUAGAAGAAAAUUUUCUUAUUACUUUUGAUUAUUUUAUUAUUUGUACUGUCAAUUUUACAUUGCAUUUCGUUAUUAAAUGUACAUUCUAUGCCCUUGACUUUUGUUCUAAAAGCCAAAUUCGUUUUUUGUUUCAAUUUUUUGUAAUGAGUGAUAAUUUUUUUGUCCUGUGGGUUCUGUGCAAAGUUUUCUUGUAAAUAUGCUUAAUAAUAUAUGAAUACAGCUGCAUCUGUUCUCCCUGCUUGAAACUACAUAAACAGACCUACUAAUCGCAGUUUUGAUACUUACAACGACAAUGGAUAGUGCCAAAUAGUUUUAUAAGCAGUAAAAGAUUCAGUUUACCACUGAACGCUUACUUGAUUAUGGAAUGUUGAAAGUAGUUAAUUAUUAUAAUUCAGAAUUAUCUUAAUUUUACAUUGCAUAUUUAAAGAGUGGUUUUAAAAUUAGUAUUAAUGAAAAUAAUUAAUAGUUAUCUGCAUAAACGUAGUAAGUGAAACUAUCCAUGUCUCAUUGGACAACAAAAAUAUUACAUUUUGUCUUAAACCUUAAAAAAAAAGGAAGGCAAAGUUUUCAAAAGGUAAUAAACGACGAACAAAUACCUAUUUAGGACUCUUUUUGGCUUACCGAAAUUCUUGUAAAACAAAAGUUUUCUUUUCUUUCAUUUUACUGAUUUCGAAUUUAUAAAUAUACGCAACGAAUCACAAGAAUCAGAAGACAUAAAUAUAUUUUGAUUUACAGAUAUAGAAUGCAAUAAAAUGCAAUAGGCAGAAUUUUCAUGAUCUCAACAAAUGAUGACGCUGAACAGAAUUCAUUUCUUGCAAGGUCUAAUUCUUCAGAAUUAUAAAGCUACAAAUUCACAUAUGUUUUUCUAUACUGUCUUUUUUUUUAUUUGUGACGAUCAUUAUAAGCAAUUCAGCUAUAUAUUGUAUCAUAUAUUUGUAACAAUUAUAAUACAAUAUUUAAAUAUUAAGUUACAGUAACAAAAAAUGUAUACCGUCGUUUAAAAAAUCUUUAACGAUCUUCGAAAACUUAAAGAAAAUGACGUUAAUGAUACUAUACAUUUUUCUAUAUCUACAAAUUCAAAGCAGGUUAUUUAGUGAUUAUACUAACGAUCUUGUACAAACAUUGUAGAUUAAUUUCAAAGAAACAUUCGGGACGAAUAUUGAUCAUUGACGAUGUAUUCAUGAAAGAAUGUUUGUAGCAUUGUAAACAAAAUUUAGCAUUAUACGCGAUAUAAAUAAUCUUUCAAACAUUAAUUGUAUAAUUAUAUACUAAGCGCUUAGUUUUUUGCUUCUAUUUUCGAUUCAUCUUCCUUUUUUUAAGGAUAUUAAUUUUUUUAAAAAUUCCUUUAAACUCAAAGAAUCGCUACUUCCAAUUAUAAAUAACAAUAAUGAAAUUUGAUAAAUUGAUAUUUUAUUAAAAUCAAUUUGCAUGUCUGUAGGGUGUGACUAUGUGUGUACUCUAUGGUGUACAAAUUUAUUAAGUGUAAAAAUAUUUUUACACGUUAUGUAUAAUGUAACAUUUUCUCCUUUUUUUUUAUAUAAUCUUAUUCAAAUCGAUGUACUUUUUUUAAUGGUUUUUGUUCUGUCUUAAUUAUGAUUUAAAGCAAGUGCAUACGAUAAUGGAAAUAUUGGGAAUACGUUCCAUUCCAAAUUAAAUAAUAAAAAUGAUAACGCACAACACAGAGCAUGAUCCUACCCAAAACAUUUAAGUUUCAUUUUGAACUUCGAUAUGUAUGCAAUAUUUUAACUAUUGCUCCCCUGCUCUUCCAUUUACAAAUUUUUGUUUAAGAAUUUUUGCAAAGCAGUUAUUAUAUUUAGAAUAGAAAUCUUAUUAAUUAUACUUAAAAUAAGUAGCUCAAUAAUUAAAAAGUAUUUAGACAAUGAAAUCUAAUGCAUGACUCCACUUUUUCAAAACUAUUUCAAAUCGUACAAACAAUUACUUAAUUCGACUAUACAUUAUACAACAGAAAAUGAAAUCAUUAAUAUGUAUUUUUAUAUUAAAUUUAAAGAACUUCAUUAUUUAAUUAAAAUCGAAAUUAAGUUGCGCAAAACCAUGAAAUAACAUUCUGAUUAUAUAUUCACUAUUUAUUAUAUUGAUUAAAAUUACACUAAUUUGGAGUUUCGAAUAAUAUAAUGCAAAAUAUUAAUUUCAGCGACGUAUAGCUUUUAAGUAACUACUUUAUUCACUUGUACUAUUUUACUAUACAGUGCGUAUAAUUAUCUCAGUUGUAUACAAUGAAAUGAUAACAAUAAAUGCGUCUUAAGCCUUAUAAUAAAUACUAGUUCUUUAAACGUCUAUACACAUCAUAUGAACACAUUAAGAUUGCGCGAUUAUUAUUUUUAUUAACCGACUCCAAAAAGGAAGAGGUUACUCAAUUCGACAUGUAUUUUUCUUUAUUUAUUUUUUUUUUUAAGGUAUGUUCGUCGAUUACGUUGAGAUGGCUUGACCAAUCGGAGUGAAACCUUUUGCAUCUUGUAGGAUAUUUAUUCCAGUUGGUCCCGCAAACAAAACAUUUUGUAAUUUGUCCUUUUUUACUCGUUUCUGUGCAACUUUUAUCCCAAUAAAAUAAUUUUUAGAAAAAAAUAUAACCGACUUCGAAAAAAUAUUAAACCUGCACCCUGAAAAUUUUCUUUUUGCAUACGUUUGCUCAUCGUUUCCUCACAAAUGCUCAAUUGGAAUUUUCGUUUGCUCCUUUUAAGUCAAAAGAUAGAACCAUUUGUUUAUACGUCUAAGAGGCCUAAGAUGUCGACGUCCGGAUGUUGUCUCGUCCGUCGCUCUUUUGUUUUAUUUUUGGCUCGCAAAAGACAUAUUAAAAUAUACCGUUUAAACAUGUAAACAAUGUAAAAAUGCUUUAAAUAUCUAUUAGAGGGUCGAAUUCAGUGUAAUCGUUAAAACGUCGUGCAAUCGAUAAAAUGGCAAAUCAACUGUGUUGUACGGCUCGACGGCCGAGCCUAGACGUUGCUCUCAGGGCGAAGUUGUUUCUCAGGGACGUACUAUAAUAGAUAUGUCGAGUUUCACCCCCGUCAGUAAAAAUUUCCUUGCGCUGUCAGUAUUUUUUGUUUUUACAGAUAAAUAAAGUUAUUAAUAUUAUGUGUUAAGGUUUAAGGUUAUAAAUAUUACAUUUAGGAUAACGUUAAAUAGAUUUAAAUUUAUUUAUUAAUUUAAUACAAUUAAAAUGUCAUUUGACUAAUUAACUCGCCAGUUAAUGACGUAACGAAACGUCAUGCCUCGCGCCACGCGUGGUUGCGGCGACCGCUAGUCAUCGAUGGAUCAUUCUUAUCCAAAACAUCGAAACUAAUACAUGUUUGUCUUUUCACCUCUAACAACGCGCCUAUCGCUUGUGCUCGAACUGUAACGACGAUAUUCGCUUCGAUUUCGACGUAUCGCGUGGAAUUUAUACGCCGAUCGAGAAUUCCAUCGCGGAAACGGAGUUAAUAAAGUUAUGUGUGACAAUCGAGUGAGUUAAUUUUCUUCUUUAACAAACUAUAAUUUCCACAAACUUCCUGCAGGAUAGUUCCAGACAAAUUCUAAUAGCUUUGCCUAUACAAAUUUUGGUCCUUCGAGCCGGAUUGCAGUGAAGUGUGAAAAGAAAG